Molecule: messenger RNA, 186 nt
Organism: Clunio marinus
Lineage: Eukaryota; Metazoa; Arthropoda; Insecta; Diptera; Chironomidae
Source: the annotation of a GenBank genome assembly
AUGCCAUUUGAUCACGUUUUGAGUCACGUCAGACAAGUAAGAAGAUUUUGCAUCGCAAAAAUUGCUAUGCAGCUGAAGUCGAAUGUUAAUGAUCAGAAGAAGGAAAGAAAAAAUGAAAAAUAUCUCAAGACUCACCAACACUACUAUCAGAUCUCGAUGGAUAUUUUACACUAUCAAACAUACUAA